This is a messenger RNA of Oncorhynchus mykiss (rainbow trout), 3386 nucleotides long. The record is from RefSeq and is a predicted model, not a curated record. NCBI's taxonomy places the organism in Eukaryota, Metazoa, Chordata, Actinopteri, Salmoniformes, Salmonidae.
GAAGAAGAAAAAAGAAGAACUCAGUGCAAACCAAUAAUGUAUAACAUCCUGGAAUGUAAUUCUAUCUAUUGGCCAUUGAGAGCACACCCAGUAGGAGCAGUCCUCCACAGGAAUGAAUGGAAUUCUACACUAUUUCAAUUAAUUGUUUCAAGGACAAAAUGACAUGUAUUUAAGUACUUAUUUUGUAAUGUUGGGGACAGUAACAUUAGCUAUCACUAAAAAGUAUACUUGUUUUACUUGUAAUGUUUAUAUAUUUUUUUGUCAUGUUUUAUUUGUAUGUUUAGCUCACAUAUUAGUAAUGUAAACGUAUGCAUUAAGGUGUAUGUAAUAUAAUGAAUGUGGCAAAAACGAAUGUAGACAUUAAUACAUGCAUAUCUAUAGCUUCCUAAAUUUUUCAACGUUGGGGGAGUGCCAAGAUGGAGGCACGGCGGCUUCAACACAGCGCCCCCUAAAAGUCAUCUAGUUGUAUACAUAAAUUAUUGGUGCAAACUCAUCCCAAACCCAGCGCAUGCAGUCACAUGAGAACGCGCCAUGGCUUCAGUUACCUCAACCAGUCGCCCAACUCGCUCCUCCCGACGAAGCGGCGCCGGCCCGUCCAGCACCAGUCCAACGCGGCUCUCCCGAAGCCAGGAGAAAGAGGAGCUUAGCCACCUGAACGACCGCCUGGCCGCCUACAUAGAGCGGGUCCGCCAGCUGGAGAAUGACAAGUCCUCAAUGCUGCUUCUCCUGGAGGAGAAAGAGGAGUCCACGACCCGGGAGACGGCCAACGUUCGGCGGCUGUACGAGACCGAGUUGGCCGACGCGAGGAAGAGCUUGGACGUGCUGGCUAACGACAGGGCCCGGCUGCAGAUAGAGAUGGGUCAUCUUUCUGAAGAGCAUAGCAACCUACAAGCCAGGAACCAGAAGAAGGAAGCAGAGUGUAACAUGGCCAUGGGUCAGUGGAGGAACUUGGAGGCAGUCCUCAACUCUAAAGAUGCAGAGCUGGCCAAUCAACUGGCAGAUAACAGAAGACAGGCGGAUGACGUCACUGACCUACAGGCCCAGGUGGCCAAUUUGGAGUGUGCGCUGGCGGAGACUAAGACCCAGCUGAACUCUGAGAUGUUGAGGAGGGUGGACCUGGAGAACCAGGUGCAGACGCUACGGGAACAGCUGGAGUUCCAGAGACACAUUGGCGAACAGGAGGUCAGGGAGAUCCGGAGCAGACAUGAGAGUCGCCUGGUGGAGGUGGAUUCUGGGAGACAGAAAGAAUUUGAGAGUAAGUUGGCUGAGGCCAUGCAGCAGCUACGGCAGGAGCACGACGGACAAAUCCAGCAGUAUAAAGAGGAUCUGGAGAAGAAUUUCAAUGCCAAGCUGGAGAACGCCCAUCAGACGGCGCUGAAGAGUAGUGACUUUGCCUCGUCCACCAGAGAGGAGCUGUCUGCCACCAAGCUCCGCAUCGAGACCCUCUCCUCACAACUCAAUCACUUCCAAAAACAGAACGGGGCCUUAGAGGGGCGUGUGCGGGAGCUGGAGAGGACCCUGGACCGGGAGCGCGAGGUGUGGCAGCAGCGACUGAGCCACAAGGACGAGGAGAUGUCGGCCAUGCGGGCCCAGAUGCAGAGCCAGCUGGAGGACUACGAGCAGCUGCUGGAUGUCAAGCUGGCCCUGGACAUGGAGAUCAACGCCUACCGCAAGAUGCUGGAGGGAGAGGAGCAGAGACUCCACCUCUCCCCGAGCCCCUCCCAGCAUGGGGCCAUGGCACGCACGCAGGCACACGGCGCCCGCCGAGUUGUCCGCGGGAAGAAACGCAAGAAUGAAGGUGGCACGGGGUCCUCGCCAGCCUACAAGGUCUCGCAGCACGCCAAGGCCCACAGUCACAUGAUGGUGUCGGAGAUAGACCUGAAGGGGAACUACGUCACACUGAAGAACAGCUCUGAGAAGGAGCAGCCACUAGGGGGCUGGGUGGUGAGGAGAAGUCACCUGGACUCUCCUGAACUGUUCUUCCAGAUCCCCCCUUCCUACAUACUGGCUGGGGGCAACACCCUCACUAUCUGGGGUUCGGAGGCAGGCGUAGAGGCCUCUCCAGGUGACCUGGUCAUGAAGAACCAGAGGAACUGGGGUCCGGUCAACAACGUGAUUGUCACCCUACUGAACCCAGAUGAAGAGGAGAUCGCAGAGCUGCGUGUGCAGGAGAGAGGAGAGGAAGACUCUGAUGUGGAGGUUGAUGAAGAGUUUAUGGAAGGGAGUGAUGUUCACUACCUCAGGAGACAGCCCAAGAGAAGGAAAAGGAAGUGCUGUCUGGUGUUGUGAACAGCCUGUCUCAUGACACAGACCGAUGGAGGCUCCGGGGAGAACAAACGAGAGUUGCUCUGUUAUGUAACUCCACCUUCCUCCUUUCACAAUUCUGACCUGAGAACGCUGCAUCCGACCCAGGAAUUCCCAGGAAUACCACUGGAAAGGCUACAAUGACAUCCUAUCCCCUACAUAGUGCGUUACUUUGCCAUGAACCACAGCGUGGGCACUGCACAGGGAAGUGGGUGUCAUUUGACACUGGCCAUGUCACCAAUGGUAUUAUUUAUGUGCCCUGUGGGAGCUUGAUGGUGAUUUGGGAGCACUGCUACACAAAUGUGUGUGAUUUCAAUGCAGAUUUUUUCCUAAACUAAUGCAAGAGUUUGGCUGGUUGUAUAGUUGCCUGUACCUGGAAAAAUAGUGAGGAGCCCUUUAAAAUUGCAGAUCUGUUAGUGCUGUCUAGUCAACUCCUAUGGUCAUUUGUCUAAACAGCACAGACAGAUCUGGGACCAGGCUUGUAUUCUUUAAGCAGCGACAUGGCGUUUGUCCUGCUACUCUGGUUCCCAACACGUCUCUCCUCCCGCUUGCUGCGAGUGACAUUCAUGUGCCCCUUACUGUCUUUAAUGCCACAUCAUUCAAUUGUCAAAGUUUUUAAGAAAAUAUGUUUCAUUUGUCAUACAGUAUGUGUCUCCUGACUGUUUAAAAUCCUGUUUGGGAAAAUGACAGAUUGUUCCACUCGUAUGGUAUUACAGUAUGUUAGUACUAUAACUAACUGUAAGAUGAAUGUUUUCUGGUGUUUUUACCCUUCAACCUGCAGCACUUUUUACCACUGAGAGAGGAGUUAUACACUGAAUAUAUCCAUCAUAUAAUGUGGACAUGUUUCAUGUUCAUCCUGAAGUAUGUGGACAGGAUGCUUUUCCUGUGUUUGACAGGUACUUUGGUGGCUUUGCAAUAUUGUUUCUUAUUUUAUUUCUGAAACUUUAUUUUCUUUCUAUUUAGAAAAGCAACUAACUGUAACAUCCUCUGAACGUCCAAUUGACGUCCGAAGAAACUCAAUGAUGGCUUGUCCUUAUGCACCAAAAUACUUAUGAUUUCAAUAAAGAUUUUUCCUUAACUAA